AUGGGAGACUGCCAGAAUGUAGGACAACAUUACAUCCAACAUUCAAUAUACUGUUUCGUAAACACUGAUUGUCAUCACGGCUGUCACCACCAUGGCGAGGUAAAGGUCUGCAUCAACCAUUACUGUGAAUGCCGGAAAGGAGUGGAUGGUGGAUGGGCUGAAUGGAGCACAUGGAAUCACUGCACUGUCACGUGUGGAACUGGCAGUAAACAAAGACAUCGCACAUGCACAAAUCCAGCGCCAUCUGGAUCAGGAUCUCACUGCCCUGGAUCAGAUCAGGAGAGAACUAUGUGUCAUCUUAGUCCUUGUCCUGUAAAUGGUGGAUGGGCUAGAUGGAGCGCAUGGAGUCACUGCCCUGUCACAUGUGGGAUUGGCAGAAUACAAAGACAUCGCACUUGUACAAACCCAGCGCCAUCUGCAUCAGGAUCUCCGUGUCAUGGAUCCCAUGAGGAGACAACUCACUGUCAUCUUAGUCAUUGUCCUGUAAAUGGUGGAUGGGCCAGUUGGAGUGCAUGGGGUCACUGCACUGUCACAUGUGAUACCGGCACUAAACAAAGACAUCGCACAUGUACAAACCCAGCGCCAUCUGGAUCAGGAUCUCCAUGUCAUGGAUUUCAUGAGGAGAGAACUCUCUGUCAUCAUGAUCAUUGCCCUAUUGACGGUGGCUGGAGCAACUGGGAGGCCUGGACUACAUGCAGUGUAACUUGUGGAACAGGUAUUGAGAUACGCAGACGACAUUGUUCCAAUCCAGUGCCAAAAUAUGGAGGAAGUCAAUGUCCUGGAAACGAGACUGAAUCGAGUACUUGUACAGGCACUUGUAAUGUUGUUGAUGGAAGUUGGUCAAGCUGGGGAGCAUGGUCCUCUUGCACUGACACCUGUGGAAAUUUCAGCGCUCGACAACGUAUCCGCCAUUGUGACAAACCUGCACCAGUCAACGGGAAACCGUGCACUGGUGCGCAUAAUGAGAUAUCAGCUUGCAAUGUUACUCCAUGUCCAGUUGGUCCCGAUUGUCCAACCUGUGAUGAAAGUUUAAAUUGCACAUGGAACAAUACAUGUGACAUAACGGAGACCUGCAUGAUAAGGCAGUAUUCGAAUGCAAAAUUCACAGUACAUUGUUCCAAGACAGUGGACUGUGACUUUGAAAAGACAACUUUUACAAAUGGGGAGAUAUUUUGCUGUAAUAACCACGCCUGUUUGGUUGAAUAUCUGGGUAUAUCAUAGAGAUGAUGUAAAUGUCCAUUAAAACCUUGUUUAUUAUUUCCAAUAGCUGAACAUUAUGUUUUUAUUAAAUUGUUUUCUAUACAGCGAAU
Saccostrea echinata is the source of this 1310-nucleotide messenger RNA. RefSeq names its product coadhesin-like. Lineage: Eukaryota; Metazoa; Mollusca; Bivalvia; Ostreida; Ostreidae. The transcript has 9 exons. Bases 1 to 1221 code for a protein of 406 amino acids. The record is from RefSeq and is a predicted model, not a curated record.